This is a messenger RNA of Juglans microcarpa x Juglans regia, 1032 nucleotides long. Its product is annotated as probable phospholipid hydroperoxide glutathione peroxidase. Gene Ontology annotation, molecular function: glutathione peroxidase activity. Gene Ontology annotation, biological process: response to oxidative stress. Bases 117 to 833 code for a protein of 238 amino acids. The transcript is spliced from 6 exons. NCBI's taxonomy places the organism in Eukaryota, Viridiplantae, Streptophyta, Magnoliopsida, Fagales, Juglandaceae. The record is from RefSeq and is a predicted model, not a curated record.
CUGGCGACCUUAGGCUCUCUAGUCGACGAGUCCACGAUUCACAUUCAACUGCCCGUCUGCCAACCUUCUUUCCGUGCCCCAACUCUCAAGCCAUCCAAGUUCCGAAACAAACGAAAAUGGCUACCAUGCCUUGCUCUGCUUCUUUUUAUGGUUUUUCUCGAACCAAAAUGACUCCAAGUUCUUAUUCUCUACGGCCUUCAAUGGCUUUCUCGAUCCCAUCCAUCAAAACCGCACUCGAGUCCUCCAAAUCAGCCAUUUUUCAACACGGGAUCUCUUUGCAACCGUCAACUUUUCCCGGGGUUCUGCAAUCUCGUUCAUUCACAGUAAACGCCAGAGCGGCUACCGAGAAGAGUAUCUACGAUUUCACCGUUAAAGAUAUUGACCAGAAUGAUGUUUCUCUUAGCAAGUUUAAGGGCAAGGUUCUCUUGGUCGUUAAUGUUGCUUCAAAAUGUGGUUUGGCGACUGCAAAUUACUCGGAACUGUCCCACAUAUAUGAGAAGUACAAAACUCAAGGACUUGAGAUUCUAGCUUUCCCUUGCAAUCAGUUUGGCGGGCAAGAACCAGGAUCAAACCCAGAAAUCAAGCAGUUUGCAUGUACAAGGUUUAAAGCAGAAUUUCCAAUUUUCGAUAAGGUUGAUGUCAAUGGGCCUAAUACAGCUCCAGUUUACCAGUUCCUGAAAUCAAGUGCUGGAGGAUUUUUAGGUGAUCUUGUCAAGUGGAACUUUGAGAAGUUCUUAGUGGACAGAAAUGGUCAAGUUGUUGAAAGAUAUCCACCAACAACAUCGCCUUCUCAAAUUGAGAAGGAUAUCCAACGGCUGCUUGCAGCAUCAUAGAACUGUAAAGGCAUGCAUGGAUCAUCAGCUAUGCUGAGGGGAAAAUAAUGUAGGGGUAUAUCUAUAUAUAUCUGGAUUACUCGUUACUCAAGCAGACAUAGCUUCUAUGCAAUUUAUAAUUCUAAAGUUGCUCCCUUUUUCCCCCUUCCCACCCCCAAUUUUCUGCGCUGUUAUUAAUAAAUUGCUUAAUACAGGUCUA